UGCCACAUACGCUUGUCACCAGACUAGCUCGUGACAUCACUUGCGUUUACGUGUAAAUUGAGCAAGUAUAUACCCAAUUUCCGUAAGACGCAACCAUGGACGGCACCACGGAGGUCAAGCGAAGCGUGUUCUCCCAGAUCGACCUGAGCAACAAGCUGAUCAUCAAGGCGCAAAUCGGCGACGACAUCCGACGCAUCCCGAUCCACAAUGAGGAUAUUACCUACGAUGAGCUGGUUCUCAUGAUGCAGCGAGUGUUCCGCGGGAAACUUAAGAACACCGAUGAGGUCACCAUCAAAUACAAAGACGAAGAUGGAGAUUUGAUCACAAUUUUUGACAGCACGGAUCUUUCCUUUGCCAUCCAGUGCAGUCGGAUUUUAAAACUCACAUUAUUUGUCAACGGCCUACCCCAACCCCUGCAGAGUGACCAGGUCAAGCACAUACGGAAGCAGCUGGCAGACAUCCGGGACCAGGUCCUCUACCUGAUGGACACGCUGGAGCCCCCGGCGGCCGAGCCUCAGGAAGUCGAAGGUAACCGCCAAACUGGCCCCACAAAACGAGAGGUAGUUGUAAGCAGUACGGAGAAGUCGCCAAGAGUUCCGCAAGCAGAUUCAUCGGUACCAGCAGUAAGGGUCGACACAGCCAAGACAGCCAUGUUUGAUCCCUACAAGAAACCCGAGCGAUCAGACUCCGGUAACUCCGGGGUCAUGCAGAGCUUUGGGCUCGACAAGGAAGUUCCAGAGGAAAGACCAAGCUCUCCGACCGGCAGCAAUACCAGCCUGGGUUCAGCUCAUGGCCAACAGCAACAGAUGACCCCCAGCCAUCAACCUUAUGGUCAGAACACCCAGGGGCAACCCCAGACACAACCCCCAGCACAACCCCAGGCACAGCAACCCGGCCAGCAACCGACCAGCAUGCCACAGCAGUCUCAGUACCCUAGUGCUCCACAAGGCGGCCAGUCGGGCUACCCCUCGGGUCAAGGUGGUUAUUCCAUGCCCCAGCAGCAGCAGCCUGCUUCAACACAGGCUCCAGGCUACAGCGGCCAGCAGCCGUCAGCACCGUACAGCCAAGGAUACCCAUCCCAGCCCUACGCCUCGACUUCACAACCCCAGUCAUUCCCCGGACAACAACAGCAGCAACAGCAACCAUCUCAAUACACCCAGCAACAGCAGCAACAGCAACCCGCAUACAACCCCCAGCAGCAGCAGCAGGGGUAUCCCCCCUCUGCAGGGGGUGUUCCCCCCGCCGCAGGGGCUGGUCCCCCGGGCGGACAAGCCAACCCCUACGCCAGGAAUUUACAAUACGGUCGGCCGGUCGGCUACCCACAACCCGGCUACAAGUGAUCUUAGUUUUUUUUAAUUCAUGCAUGGGAGUUAAUCUUGGUGAUGUAAUUGUUGUACAUGUCAAUUGUAAUAGACCGAUUCGUUAAGCCCCGCCUACUCAGUAGGCCCCGCCUUCAUCAUUAAUAUGUAGUAGCUAUGCUAAUACACAACAAACCCAUUCAUGUAACCAGUUUUACAGUGCAUACCCUGUCUUGACUCGGCCAUGCAUAACGUGCCUUUUGGCUUUCAAUAUUUUAUAUCUUGUCCCCAAAAUUGAAAUUCUAAGCACCUUAAAUUUAUGAUUGACUUUUUUUAUUAUUAAAUAUUUAGACCCAAUGAUCGGAAAGUUAAAUUAAGUCCACUUAAUAAAUAUUCGUAAGGAAAAUAAAACGUCUUUAUGUUGUAAAAUAAUGUUUGAUAUACAUGUAUCUAUAAUAUGGAUGGCAUGCAGAUGAAAUAUGUUUUUCCUUUCACUUCUCCCGCAAAUGGCCUCUAAAAAAUAUGGAUGUGGAAGAUUCUGCGUAUUUUAGCCAACUUUUGAUCUGUAAAAGCAACCAAUCAGUAGCUAGUAUUUUUUUUAUAGUCUGGUACCAGAUUUGAUGUUAUUGCACCAACUAACAAAAUGGUUUGUGCUCACUAAUCAGGGAG
Messenger RNA from Patiria miniata (bat star), 1967 nucleotides. RefSeq names its product protein TFG-like (gene tfg). Gene Ontology annotation, biological process: endoplasmic reticulum to Golgi vesicle-mediated transport; COPII vesicle coat assembly. The record is from RefSeq and is a predicted model, not a curated record. Gene Ontology annotation, cellular component: endoplasmic reticulum exit site. Bases 96 to 1340 code for a protein of 414 amino acids. Lineage: Eukaryota; Metazoa; Echinodermata; Asteroidea; Valvatida; Asterinidae. Gene Ontology annotation, molecular function: identical protein binding. The transcript has 8 exons.